CAGGGCGCGAUCCUGGAGACCCGGGAUCGAGUCCCACGUCGGGUUCCCGGUGGAUGGAGCCUGCUUCUCCCUCCGCCUGUGUCUCUGCCAGCCUGCCUCUCUCUCUCAUAAAUAAAUAAAUAAAUCUUAAAAAAAAAAAAAAAACCCACACGUGGAGCAGCUGAAAAACUUCCAUCCGCACGUGGUACUAAGCAAACAUCACAGACACGGGCUGUUUCUGCUGCUGCGGUCCCCGUCCCGCCUCAAGCACCUCCUUCUUCCCAGAAAACCUGGCCCUGCCCUAGCAGGGCGAACUGCUCAACAAACUCGGACAGCACCUCUUCCCCAAGACCCGGACUGCCGAGGCUCCUGGACGACGAGGAACCGCCCAGCAUGGCAUCGGAGAGUGGGAAGCUGUGGGGAGGCCGGUUUGUGGGCGCAGUGGACCCCGUCAUGGAGAAGUUCAACUCGUCCAUCGCCUAUGACCGGGCCCUAUGGGAGGUGGACGUGCAGGGCAGCAAGGCCUACAGCCGCGGCCUGCAGAAGGCGGGGCUCCUCACCAGGGAGGAGAUGGACCAGAUACUCCAUGCACUGGACAAGGUGGCUGAGGAGUGGGCUCAGGGCACCUUCAAAGUAAACCCCAGUGAUGAAGAUAUUCACACGGCCAACGAGCGGCGCCUGAAGGAGCUCAUCGGCGAAACAGCAGGGAAGCUGCACACGGGCCGGAGUCGGAAUGACCAGGUGGUCACAGACCUCAGGCUUUGGAUGCGACAGGACUGCUCUAGACUUUCCGCCCUCCUCUGGGAGCUCAUCAGAACCAUGGUGGACCGGGCAGAGGCGGAACAUGACGUCCUCUUUCCAGGGUAUACACACCUGCAAAGGGCUCAGCCCAUUCGCUGGAGCCACUGGAUUCUGAGCCAUGCUGUGGCACUGACCAGAGACUCUGAGAGACUGCUAGAGGUACAGAAGCGGAUCAAUGUCCUACCCCUCGGGAGUGGGGCCAUUGCAGGCAACCCUUUGGGUGUGGACCGGGAGCUACUCCAAGCAGAACUGAACUUUGGGGCCAUCACUCUCAACAGCAUGGAUGCCACCAGUGAGCGAGACUUUGUGGCUGAGUUCCUGUUCUGGGCUUCGCUGUGCAUGACCCACCUCAGCAGGAUGGCCGAGGAUCUUAUCCUCUAUGGCACCAAGGAAUUCAGCUUUGUGCAGCUCUCAGAUGCCUACAGCACCGGAAGCAGCUUGAUGCCCCAGAAGAAAAACCCAGACAGCCUGGAGCUGAUACGGAGCAAGGCAGGGCGAGUGUUUGGACGGUGUGCUGGGCUCCUGAUGACGCUCAAGGGACUUCCAAGCACUUACAACAAGGACUUGCAGGAGGACAAGGAGGCUGUAUUUGAAGUGUCAGACACCAUGAGCGCCGUCCUCCAAGUGGCCACUGGUGUCAUCUCCACACUGCAGCUUUGCCACCCAGGGUCCCUGGCACUCAGCACUCCCCUCACCGGCAUCCCCCAGAUUCACCGUGAGAACAUGGCACGGGCUCUUAGUCCUGACAUGCUGGCCACCGACCUAGCCUACUACCUGGUCCGCAAAGGGAUGCCAUUCCGCCAGGCCCAUGAGGCCUCUGGGAGAGCUGUGUUCCUGGCCGAGACCAAGGGGGUGGCCCUCAACCAGCUGUCGCUGAAGGAGCUACAGACCAUCAGCCCCCUGUUCUCUGGCGAUGUGAGCCGAGUGUGGGAUUACGGCCACAGUGUGGAGCAGUACACCGCCCUGGGGGGCACAGGACGCUCCAGCGUCGACUGGCAGAUCGGCCAGGUGCGAGAACUGCUGCGGGCCCAGCGGGCCUAGAGCCCUCCCCACCCCGCUCCUCAAUAAAGCUGGCUCAAGAGGA
This is a messenger RNA of Nyctereutes procyonoides (raccoon dog), 1864 nucleotides long. It is a transcript of the gene ASL, whose product is annotated as argininosuccinate lyase. NCBI's taxonomy places the organism in Eukaryota, Metazoa, Chordata, Mammalia, Carnivora, Canidae. Gene Ontology annotation, cellular component: cytosol. Gene Ontology annotation, molecular function: argininosuccinate lyase activity. The record is from RefSeq and is a predicted model, not a curated record. Bases 373 to 1821 code for a protein of 482 amino acids. The transcript has 17 exons.